Trametes versicolor FP-101664 SS1 is the source of this 501-nucleotide messenger RNA. RefSeq lists its product as uncharacterized. Gene Ontology annotation, biological process: regulation of transcription by RNA polymerase II. The transcript has 2 exons. The coding region runs from base 1 to 501 and encodes 166 amino acids. Gene Ontology annotation, cellular component: nucleus. Gene Ontology annotation, molecular function: RNA polymerase II transcription regulatory region sequence-specific DNA binding; DNA-binding transcription activator activity, RNA polymerase II-specific. NCBI's taxonomy places the organism in Eukaryota, Fungi, Basidiomycota, Agaricomycetes, Polyporales, Polyporaceae. The record is from RefSeq and is a predicted model, not a curated record.
AUGCCCCCUCCACCGCCGCCGCCACAACCCGUGAGCAACACACCAUCACCCGAGGCGGGGCACGACGGGACGGAGGUAGAAGGGAUCGUAAGCGCGGAGGACAAAAGGCGCAGGAAUACGGCUGCGUCUGCGCGGUUCCGUAUCAAGAAGAAGCAGUGGACAUUAAAUCUGGAGCGUACGAUCUCGGACCUGUCUGGGCGCGUCGAGGAGCUUGAACGCGAGGCGGCGGAGCUGCGCAGGGAGAAUGGGUGGUUGAAGGAGAUCGUUAUGUUGAAGAGCAAGCGGUUCGCGGGCGUCGUUCCCGACCUCGAGCCUCCGCCAUCCCCAUCGGCUGCGUCGGGGUCGGGCGCUGGGGAGGGCGGGACCAGCGGGCCGGAGGGGCAGGGACCGGGGAGUAGGUCGGAGUCGCGUCAGGGCAGCCGGGAGAGCUCAACGGAGCCGACGGGGAGGAGGCGAGUGGGGGAGAAGGGCAAAGGGAAAGCGCGGCAGCGGUCGCCGUGA